GUCACCAUUGACGGCUUGAAGCUGCAACACAACAUUGUCAUCACUGCAGAAGGUUGGACUGGAGUAAGGAAACCAACAUACUGACAGCCAUGUUGCUGUGGCCUGUGUGGAGUUUGAUUUUGUUGCUGAUUCCAGUGGACGCUGCAGAUAAGGGCGAUGACGUGCGAGCAGGUUGCAGCACGGCCGUGAAUGACUUGGUUUAUAUCGUUGAUGGCUCGUGGAGUGUCAGCUUUGCUGAUUUCGAAACAGCCAAGCAAUGGCUUAUCAACAUCACCAGCCAGUUUGACAUCAACUCCCACUAUACUCAGGUGGCAGUGAUCCAGUACAGUGACAACCCUCGACUGGAGAUUCCACUGGGAAAACAACAAAGUGCUGCAGACCUAAUCCGGGCCAUAAAAGGCAUCACUUACAUGGGAGGAAACACACAGACGGGGAGAGCCAUCAGGUUUGCUGUGGACCACGUUUUCUCCACCUCCCAACGAGCCAGCCCAGUCAAGAACCGCAUUGCCGUGGUGGUCACAGAUGGCAAAUCCCAGGAUGACAUAGUGGAUGCCAGUAUGGAGGCGCGGGCUCAGAGCAUUACCGUGUUUGCAGUCGGAGUCGGAGAUGAGAUCGCCAACUCUGAGCUUGUUUCCAUUGCCAACAAACCAUCUUCCACAUAUGUUCUGUAUGCCGAAGACUACACCACCAUUGACCGCAUCCGAGACUCCAUGGAGCAGAAACUCUGUGAAGAGUCUGUGUGUCCCACAAGAAUACCUGUGGCAUCUCGAGAUGAGAAAGGCUUCGAGCUAAUGGUGGGCAUGAACAUUGAGACAAAAGCAAAGAAAAUUCCUGGUUCCCUGGUGUCCGAGACCGCCUUCGCUCUCAACUCAUCCACUGACAUUACUGAGAAAACCAGUGAGAUUUUCCCUGAGGGCCUUCCUCCAUCCUAUGUGUUUGUGGCCACCAUCCGUUUAAAGGGGAUCGCUCCAACAUUGAACUUUGACCUGUGGAGGGUGCUGUCCAAGAAGAAAGAGAUCCAGGCUGCGGUGACUUUGAACGGGAAAGACAAAAGUGUCACAUUCACCACGACGAGCAUCAGCAAUAAGGAGCAGAGAAUUGUCUUUCAGGGAUUUCAGGCGCUGUAUGAUGGAAUGUGGCAUCAGCUGAAACUCCUGGUGAGGCCAAGUCAGGUCACCAGCUUCCUGGAUGACCAACAGAUCCAGGAAGUAUUGCUGGAUCCAGCUGAGCCCAUUUAUAUCAACGGGAAGACACAGGUGGCCAAAAGGCGAGGAACAGACGUUACUGUGCCUAUGGAGAUUCAGAAACUGCGACUAUACUGUGAUCCUCAUCAGAGUGAGAAAGAGACCGCCUGUGAGAUCUUCUCUGUGGUAAAAACCUUCAACCUUUGA
Messenger RNA from Nerophis lumbriciformis (worm pipefish), 1391 nucleotides. Its product is annotated as collagen alpha-1(XXI) chain-like. The record is from RefSeq and is a predicted model, not a curated record. Lineage: Eukaryota; Metazoa; Chordata; Actinopteri; Syngnathiformes; Syngnathidae.